Messenger RNA from Rana temporaria (common frog), 1229 nucleotides. RefSeq names its product dynein light chain Tctex-type 4 (gene DYNLT4). Gene Ontology annotation, molecular function: dynein intermediate chain binding. Bases 453 to 1142 code for a protein of 229 amino acids. The transcript has 2 exons. Gene Ontology annotation, cellular component: cytoplasmic dynein complex; cytoplasm. Gene Ontology annotation, biological process: microtubule-based movement. The record is from RefSeq and is a predicted model, not a curated record. NCBI's taxonomy places the organism in Eukaryota, Metazoa, Chordata, Amphibia, Anura, Ranidae.
AGAUUGCGAUCAGCUCGUCGCGUAUUACCCCUCCCCCCCCCCCCCGGACGGGGCCGCUGUGACCUGGCGGGGUCGGGGCGCGCGGUUGCCAGGCUGGGGAUGCGCUGCACUAAUCUCGGAAUGUUUGAUAAUCAUUGAAGGACGGGAGUCGUCUCCACAAACAUCGGACAAGUUGUGACUUGCAGUCGUCUCUCUUCUCUGCGUCCGCGGCGUGCGAGCGGUCAGAGCGCGGCUGGCAGGCGACUCGGUCACUUCUCUUCCACACCGCGUGCCGCCAUCAUUGUCACGUCUCACCAAAUACAAGACCGUCCAGAAUUAUUCCGCAAAAUAUAUUCACGCCUUUUAUUUUCUCGCCAAUCGACCAGAAUUCAGAGAAAAGUCGCAGAAGACGUCUGACGCGUUUCACAAGUUCCUCAGGCGCGCCCCGUGACGCGGUUCGCCAUUUCCAGCCGAUGAUGGAAGACCCCCCUGAUUCCCUCCCGCAGGCCGUGCUGGCCCAGCUGUCCCAGGUGGCGGAAGAGACAUCCUCGCGGUCCGCCGCCCUCGUGACUCGCCGGAGUUCGCACUGCGUGGAAAUGAUGCCGCGCACGCUCGUGCGUCUGAGAAGCAUAGAGGAGCGGCGCGCCGCGUUCUCCCGCCGCAGCUCUGUGGUCAGCAACGUUCCGUUUUCCCGCAAGAACUCUCUGUGCGCCACGGGGCCCAACCGGCGCCUUUCUAUAGGGCCCUGGGCGCACUUCGGACGCGUCAGCUUCUCCGGACUUCCCCUCUACCCUCCCAUCCAGGAGAUCCGCUACGAGAACACCUACAGGACCGGGCCGGACCGCGGCUUCAACCUGAGCUGGGCGCGGCGGGUUCUGGAGGCGGUGCUGAGGAACCACCUGACUGACAUGGAUUACAGCGCCGCCAGCGGCGGGCAGCGGGCGCAGAACCUCUCCGAUCUGAUCCGCAGCCGCAUGAAGGAGCAAUGCCCGCCCCGCUACAAGGUGCUGUGUCACGUCAUCAUGGGCCAGAUGGGCAACCAAGGCCUGAGGGUGGCAAGCCGCUCCCUCUGGGACCCCCAAACCGAUAACUUCGCCUCCGCCACCUAUUCCAACGCCACCUUAUUCGCCGUCGCCAUGGUGCACGCCUCUUAUUAUGAGUGACGCCCCCUCCUGCAAUCCAUUCUGGUCUCCGCCCCUCCUGCCAUCCAUUCUUGUCUCCGCCCCCUCCUGCCAUCCAUUCUUGUCUCC